AUGCAGCGGGCCGGAGGCGGUGGCGCCCCGGGGGGAAACGGCGGGGGCGGCGGCGGGGGCCCAGGCACUGCCUUCUCCAUCGAUUCCCUGAUCGGGCCGCCGCCGCCGCGCUCCGGCCACUUGCUCUACACCGGCUACCCCAUGUUCAUGCCCUAUCGGCCGCUCGUGCUGCCGCAGGCGCUGGCCCCCGCACCGCUGCCCGCAGGUCUCCCGCCCCUCACCCCACUAGCCUCCUUCGCCGGCCGCCUUACCAACACCUUCUGCGCGGGGCUGGGUCAGGCUGUGCCCUCGAUGGUGGCGCUGACCACCGCGCUGCCCAGCUUCGCGGAGCCUCCUGACGCCUUCUACGGGCCCCCGGAGCUCGCCGCCGCUGCUGCCGCCGCCGCCACUGCCACCCGAAACAACCCCGAGCCAGGCGGCCGACGCCCAGAGGGCGGGCUGGAUGCCGACGAGCUGCUGCCGGCCCGGGAGAAAGUGGCAGAGCCCCCGCCACCUCCGUCUUCGCACUUCUCAGAGACUUUUCCAAGUCUGCCCGCAGAGGGGAAGGUGUACAGCUCAGAUGAGGAGAAGCUGGAGGCACCAGCAGGAGACCCAGCAGGCAGCGAACAGGAGGAAGAGGGCUCAGGCGGUGACAGCGAGGACGACGGCUUCCUGGACAGUUCUGCAGGAGGCCCAGGGGCUCUUCUGGGACCUAAACCGAAGCUAAAGGGAAGCUUGGGGACUGGAGCUGAGGAGGGGGCACCGGUGGCAGCAGGGGUCACAGCUCCUGGGGGGAAAAGCCGACGGCGUCGCACAGCAUUUACCAGUGAGCAGCUUUUGGAAUUGGAGAAGGAAUUUCAUUGCAAGAAAUACCUGAGCUUGACAGAGCGCUCCCAGAUUGCACAUGCCCUCAAGCUCAGUGAGGUGCAGGUCAAGAUCUGGUUUCAGAAUCGUCGGGCCAAGUGGAAGCGCAUCAAAGCUGGCAAUGUGAGCAGCCGUUCUGGGGAGCCUGUAAGAAACCCCAAGAUUGUUGUGCCCAUACCUGUGCAUGUCAACAGGUUUGCUGUGCGGAGCCAGCACCAACAAAUGGAGCAGGGGGCACGGCCCUGAAUGGUGCCCAAGGACUUAGGAAGGCGAGGGGUCUGCACCUGAGCCUGUUCUGAGACUGACCAGAGGGUCUGCAGCUGUGAUUCUGCCUGGAGAGGGGCUAGUUGGCAAUUAACCUAGUCCUGGAUGUGCUCCUCCCAGACCUGAGAUGUGUGAGCACUUGGCCCUCAGCCUGUUCCAGAGACUUUCAGGACUAGGGGCUUCAGGGUUAAAGGGGCUGGGGUUCUAAUUGCUGAGGAGCUAUUGGGACUGAGGUGGGCUCCUGGGGAGGGGGUGGGUUCUAAGAUGCCUAGGGCCUGAAGGUUCUGUGGCAAAUGCCCUGGAACAGCUUCUGAUGGGUGGAAGAAUCAGGCAAUACCUAGCCAAGUGGAUCGCAGCUCCUUAUUUAUUUGUGUAAAUGUGUAUAUAUGGA
Sapajus apella (tufted capuchin) is the source of this 1498-nucleotide messenger RNA. RefSeq names its product gastrulation brain homeobox 1 (gene GBX1). The coding region runs from base 1 to 1089 and encodes 362 amino acids. The record is from RefSeq and is a predicted model, not a curated record. NCBI's taxonomy places the organism in Eukaryota, Metazoa, Chordata, Mammalia, Primates, Cebidae. Gene Ontology annotation, cellular component: nucleus. The transcript has 2 exons. Gene Ontology annotation, molecular function: DNA-binding transcription factor activity, RNA polymerase II-specific; RNA polymerase II transcription regulatory region sequence-specific DNA binding. Gene Ontology annotation, biological process: regulation of nervous system development; regulation of transcription by RNA polymerase II.